AUGACAAGCGCUAUCACGCUUUUCGGCUUUUUUCGAAACUAUAAACUUGGUAAUAAUGCUGCAAAAGCUGCACGCAAUAUAAACCAGGCAUUUGGAGAGAAUACUGUGAACGAUCAAAAAGUGCAGCGUUGGUUUGAAAAAUUCCGGUCUGGUGAUUUUUCCCUGCAAAAUGAACCGCGUGGAAGACCCGAAACGUCUGUGAAAAAUGAUGCUCUGAAAGCAUUGGUGGAAACGAAUCCAACUGUUUCUUCAAAGGAACUUGCUGCCAGAAUGGAAGUUGACCGUACAACAAUAUUGCGACAUCUUUCUGAAAUUGGCAAGGUGAAAAAAAUGGAUAAGUGGAUACCGCACAAACUAACCGAGCUUAAUAAGCUGGAUCGCUUGAACGUAUGUUCAUCAUUGCUAACCCGAUUUAAUCGAGAUCCAUUUUUCGAUCGGAUCAUUACUUGUGAUGAAAAAUGGGUUCUUUACGACAAUAGGAAAAGGUGUGCUCGGUGGCUUGAUAGGGAUGAGGCUUGUGCUCAUACUCCACGGUCAUCACUUCAUCCACGGAAAAUUUUAAUCACAGUUUGCUGGAAUGUAACUGGAGUAAUACAUUACUCAUUCCUUCGAACUGGAAUGACAAUUACAGCCGAAAAGUAUUGCUAG
Molecule: messenger RNA, 648 nt
Organism: Vespa velutina
Lineage: Eukaryota; Metazoa; Arthropoda; Insecta; Hymenoptera; Vespidae
Product: histone-lysine N-methyltransferase SETMAR-like
Exons: 2
Coding region: 1-648 (215 amino acids)
Molecular function (GO): nucleic acid binding
Source: RefSeq, a predicted model, not a curated record